Cylicocyclus nassatus is the source of this 4237-nucleotide messenger RNA. NCBI's taxonomy places the organism in Eukaryota, Metazoa, Nematoda, Chromadorea, Rhabditida, Strongylidae. The record is from the annotation of a GenBank genome assembly.
AUGGACUAUUCUGAAUCGCUCCUGAAGGCCAUAGCUAGCAUUCAUUUUUAUUUGAGAGAGGGCUACUAUGGAACGGCUCUCAAAAUUUGUAAUGGACCAGAAGGUGGGACACAACAUGUUCAGUUUCUAAAGGGAAUUGCAUUGAAUCUCAGCGGCAAAGCAGCAGAAGCAAUGCGAUUGCUAGAGCCAUUGAGAACAGGAGACUAUGCACUUGGGGCACUUUAUGCUCUGAAACAGUCACAUCACAUGGCAGAGAAUCCUGAUCGUCAAUCGCUUCUCGAGAUAGAAUCCGAGAUUUCAUCGCUCAAUGAUGCUCCAGAUUUGGGGCAAUAUGUAGCAGCUGAAGCGCUCUUCUUCAUCAAAGAUUACGCAAAAGCAAAACUACUUGUGGAUAAAAUCACGAAGUCUGACCCAGAAAAUGCUAUGUUCGCUUGCCUUGCUGGUUGGAUAGAAAUUUAUUCGGGGCGUGAUCAGAAGUCAACGAUGGAGUUAUUCGACAAAGCCAUAGGCGGGCAUUACUUGGAUGGCUACGUGGGGAAAAUGACUGUGUUGUCUUCGAGACAGCUCGCAAACGACAUGAAAGCUCUAGCAAAGGAAGCCCUAGCAGUUUCGUUCGGCUACAUCCCUUUCCAUAUCGAAUCAGCACGCGCGUGUCUGCUGGCGAAGGAGUGGAACAACAUGGUUCAAGCACUUCAAAACUCUAAUAUUGUGGAGUCUGACAACAUUCUUAUCCAUUUCCUGCUAGCAGUUCAUUGCAUUUGUUCUACUGGCACAAAGAUUGAAUCUGUUCUGAACGAACUAAAGACUGCACUAGAUGCUACCGAAAGUGAGAACCAUGCGCUCUAUGCAAGCGUUGCUAAUGCUCUUUACAGAAUGGCUGCACGAAACAGGACUGUGCUCGCUUUUUGCAGAGAGUUACUGGCCCAAGCGAAUCGGAAAGGACGGCAUGCUCAGUAUGUUGUUGAUGAACUACGCGUCGCUAUCUCUUUCGAAGAUGUUAGAGAAGUGACUGCAAAGAUGAAAGAGCUUAUGAAUCUGGACACCGAUGAUCCAUACGCCACGCUCGCUGCAACCCUGUCGAAUCUCAUGUCUGGAAAGUUGAAUGAGGCUGCGGAUCAGCUGACAUUCAUGAAGGAAGCGAAUCCGCACAUCACUGAAUCAGCUGUUUAUCAUUUUGCAAGUGCUGUAAUCGCCAAGUACAAAGAUAACUCUUUUGAGAAAUUUAUGCAAAUGACGAAUGACGCUAUUAUAGCUCAUUUGAAUAAAAUACAGACCAUGCCUUUUGGUGUAGAAUACCUUCGACAACUCGAUUCGGAUUUUAUCAUGGGUCUCAUCUAUCAGAUUUUGGAUUAUGCACCAAUCAUGCCAUUGAAAUCUCCUAAUGAGGUUUUGAAAACAGCGGAACGUCUUCUCAAUCUUCUUGUCGACAACUCUCCAGGAAUCAGUCAAGUCUAUUACCUUCUUGCUCGUUGUUUCUUUUUACACUCUGACUGGGAUGCUGCUGAUCGCAUGAUUAAUCAAUGUCUGGAGAAAAAUGAGACUGUAACAGAUGCUUAUCUGCUGAGAGCUGAGAUCAAACUAAUGAAUGGACAAGUUGCCGAUGCAGACAGCUGUCUCAAUACUGGCCUUAGUUUCAACUUUGCUAUUCGAGAAAGCUCGAUUUUCCACCUAAUAAAAGCCAAAGUGCAUAAGCAAAAGAACGAGCUAGAAAAAGCCGCUGAUCUUCUAAAAGCUGGUCUCAAACUACCACAGAAAGAACGUUCCACAAAUUUACUAUCGAAGAUGGAAAGUACAGACUCCCAGAGGAUAUCUAUUCAGCUGGAGUUGAUUGAUUGUUUGCAAUCAUUGAAACAAAUUCAUGAAGCCGAACGAGUUAUGAAGGAGGCCAUGGCGCAGUGGAAGGGAAAACCAGAAGAGGAACAACUUUUGCUAAUGAAUGCUCAAAUAAAAAUACGGAAAGGCGACGUAGAUGGAGCACUGGCCAUGUUGGGGACGGUGCAGCCUGGGCAGCCAAACUACUAUUCUGCACGCAUGAAAAUGGCGGAAAUAUAUCUGGAAGAGAAGCAGGACAAAACAAUGUUUACGCUCUGUUACAGGGAACUUCUUAAGAGUGCACCAACAUCGGCGACCUAUGCGCUGCUGGGUGAUGCAUAUAUGAGUGUACAAGAGCCAGAGAAGGCUAUCGAAGCCUACGAGACGGCGUUGAAAAUGUCAAAUAAGGAUAUGGGUCUGACAGAGAAGAUUGGCGAAGCAUACGUGUUAUGUCAUCUAUACUCAAAGGCUGUAAACUUCUACGAAUCAGUGAUGAACUCGACGAAGGAUAAACGAAUGCGCUUAAAAUUAGCCGAUUUACUUCAUCAGUUGGGAAACACAGAGAAAUGCAUGCGCAUAUUGCGACAGCCACUGGACGAAGAGCCUAACCCUAUAGAACCGGCCACCAUCUCUGCUCAUGUACAGUAUCUAAAAUUACUGGCUGAAGUGCAGUUUGAAGGAGGAAAGCACACAGAGGCGCUGAAUGAUUUGACAGCAGCCAAAAAUCUGCAGAUGAAGCUCCUCACAAAGAGUGAUUCCGCUGCAAAUCAGGAGGUGAAGAAGGAGAUAUCGAAGAUUCUCUGUAGCCAAGCAGAAAUUUAUAGCAAUGCACACGAUCACAAAAUGGUCAUUGAAAGGUACAAAGAAGCGCUCACGUUUUACGAAACGGAUAUAAAAACGAUCCUAGCGUUAGCUAGUCGGUACAUGACUAUCAACAAGUUGGCCGAAUGCAAACAAAUGUGCGAAAUGGCUUUAUCUAUCGACAAAAACAAUGAUGAAGCAACACUUAUGGUUGCCGACAUGCUUUACACUAAUAACGACACUGAUAAAGCAAUAGUGCACUUCGCUCAGCUGUUGGAAAAGUACCCUAAUCAUUACCACGCACUAGCUCGAUGUCUGGAGCUGGCAUGGCGUGCUGGGCAUGUCGAUCAAGCUGAUAAGUAUCUAAAGAAAGCGCUUGAAAAUAACCCACGCGCUUCUGUUGAUGCUGGUUAUAAUUACUGCAAAGGAUUGCAUGAGUGGUAUUCUGGGGAGCCAAAUGCUGCAUUGCAAGCCUUCAAUCGCGCUCGUCGUGAUCUUGAAUGGGGCGAGCGAGCUUUGUAUAACAUGAUAGAAAUUGUGUUGAAUCCAGAUAAUGAGAUCAUCGGUGGAGAGGUAUUGGAUGCAGAGGACAGAGGAGACAACUCUGACAGAGAGAUGGCAGCUAAAACUGCAGAACGUUUCUUGAAGGAAGUGACGUUCAAGAACAACAACUCAAAGUAUAUUCUGAUGGAGAACUCAAUCCUAGUCGCGAGCGGCGUGCGAGCCAAUAUUCAGCGUGCACUUGACAGAUUGCUGCCAAUAGUAGGGAAUGACGGAGAAAAAGUCUCAAGCGUUGGCGCGGUUUUGGUUGUGGCGAGGGCGUAUAUGCUCAUGAAACAGACUCCUAAAGCGAAAGCGCUGCUUAAAAGAGUAGUUGGUCAUAGCUGGACAUUGGAAGAUGCGGAUUAUCUGGAGAAGUGCUGGUUAUUGCUCGCUGAUUUAUACAUCAAUCAAAACAAAUCUGAGCAGGCGAAUACAAUCUUGCGAACCGUCCUGCAACACAAUGCGCUCUUUGUGAUAUCUCACCUGCACCGAUGUGCAUUGAAUGAGAUGCAAAGUUCAAUAAAAGCUUUCGAGUUCCUUGGAUAUCUUCGUGAACGGGAGCAGAAGUUCAAUGAUGCAGCUGCGAAUUACGAUGAUGCCUGGAAAUUGAGUCGAAUGCGGAAUCCAUCUAUAGGAUACAAAUUGGCCUACAACCUCUUGAAAUGCAAACGAUUGUUUGAUUGCAUUGAAGUUUGUCAUCAUGUACUGAAGCUCUAUCCCACUUAUCCGAAGAUCAAGAAGGAAAUUAUGGACAAAGCAAGAAUGAGCAUACGAUCUUGAGGUGUUUGAGGAUAAUAACAAGUGGUUGUUUGUUUGAGAUAAUUCACACAUGAAUAUGCCUUCCUUCGUCUUUUUUUUUUCAACUUAAAAAUUUAACAUCUAAAUUAUCUGUAAUCACAUUGCUACAAUGAUAAUUACCACUAGGUCUAUGAAAAUAGAGUAUGCGAGCAGCUCACGUUAUGUAGGUGGAUAAAUUGUUGAGCCUAUCCUCUGUGCAUAUUUUGUUUUGUCAACGUCAGAAAUGAUUCGAUAUUUGACCGGGUUCGACCUUUCAUGAAGUACUUUGUAAUUGUAAUCGCAU